AAAGGAAAAAAAAAAAAAAAACCCCUGACAGUUGCUUGCACGAUCUUCAACAAGCAAAGAAACAACCUUUUUGUGAGCUUCCCAUUGUGAACCCAAACCUUCUUUCACUUCAUUUUUUUUCAGUUACCUUUUUUCUUAGCUUUCUGGUUAAGCACAGAGAGAAAUAGAGAAAAAGGUAUAACUUCCCCUUCCUUCUUGUCAGCGGUUUCUAAUCCUUCGUUUUUACUUACAUUCAAAAGGGCUGCUUUUUUUUUUUGCUUUUUUUGGGUUUUCUGAAAGAAAACGCAACAUGGGUUUUGGUUUUUGUAUUGUUUGGAGCAAUAGGUUUCUUGGAAAAUGUGAUUUUUGAGCUGGUUUUGGGAGCAAACUUCAGCUUUUUCUUCUUCUUUGUCUUGUGAAAAAUCAAGCUGGAGAUGCCAAUUGAUUUUUCAUGAUAUUUCCAAAUCGAAAAUGUAUGGUGAAGUGAAGCUCUUUGUUGUCCGGAUCGAUGUGAAGUAGCUGUAGACAAAUUUUAUAUUCACUCCAACCUAAAUAAUAUCUAGUAUAAUACCAGCAUAGAACUAGGAUUGUCUGUUCUAAACUUUUAUUCUCUUCUCCUACGUAUUUCAUGGCUGAGGAGAGUAUAUGUUCACCAGUGACACCGGAUAUUAACUUGCCAGAUGUGGGUAAUUCACGAAGAAGCUCCUUGUCUGGAGCAAGUUUUGGAAACAGCAGGGAAAAAACUCUUCCUCGGUAUCUGAGAGCUCCUACGGGUUCUUGUCAUGAUUUCUGCAAAUACGGGAAGAAACAUGAGUCUGAAGAAAAGGCUAGACAUUCCUUUCUGAAGAGGAUUAUGAAAAAGCAAUGUGAUGAACCAAAUUCUCUUGAGAGCUUGGAAUUGCCGCAAAGGAAGAAGACAUCCGCAGUUAAGUCCAAAUCUUUCCCCAAUUCCAGAACUCAUACUGCUGGUACAUCUGAGGUCAUCAAGCCUCAAGCGUCCACAGACUCUCCUGAUGGAAAUAAUUCUAGGAUGCAUAUUCUGACAAAGAAAGAAAAGACAUCAGUGGCAAAGAUCAAGCUGAAAAGUUCUCCCAAUUCCAGAAGUCAUUGCCAUGAUCCCUCUGCCAUCGAGCUUGAAGUGCCCACAAACACUUCAGAGAGAAAAACUUCCAGGAAACAUGAAAAACAGUCAGAGGAGAAAAAGACAUCGACAGAAAAGGUCAGAUCUUCACCCAAUUUAAAAUCCCGCCUAUCUGAUGCCCAUAAAUUCAUGCAGCAGGAUGGAUCGUCAUAUUCUGAGAGAGUAGGAGUUUCUUCAAAAGAAGUUGCAUCAAAAGCUAAAGAGAAGAGCUUUUCUAAAUGGCGCACUUCUUCUUUGAAGCUGAAAUCUCAGGCAGAAAACCUUCCUUCUUCUGUCCCUUCAGAAGGUUUAAGUGUCAGGAGAAACAGUGGAAUCAGUGAUAUGAAGAUGGGAAAAAGGACUGUGACCUCCAAAGUAGCUAUAAAGAAAGCAUCGGCAUUGCCAAGAGCUUCAUUGUCCCCAAGACCACUAAUUAGAGCCACAAGCCUAAAUGCAAGAAAGAAGAGGAACCUGAAAGUUGUGCCUCCACAGAGAAAUCAAAACAAGAUAAAAAAGGCUGAAACAGAGCAACCUGUCAAUGAACAUGAUGGAUGCGACAAUGACACACUUCAGGAGAAAACCCUGUAUGUUAUCAAGAUGGAGACAGAAAAUAUAAUGUUGGAACCUCAUAAAAAGGAAAUUUGUGCUGCUGAAUUGUCUCGACCUGUUGUUUCAUCUCCCAAGUCUGUGUCUCCCCCUAUAUCUCCAUCUUUUUCAUCCCAUAGUGGAAGAGAUCAAGAUGAAUCUGAGUAUAUAGUGACUGAUGCUGAGGAUGACUCUGACUCUGAAUAUGAUGAAGAUGAAACUGCAAAUACGGAAGUAGAAGUUUUGGACGGGGAAAAUGGAGGAAGGCCCAGAAAGGCUGGGAUGGUUUUCUCAAAUGAUAAGGAUUGCCAACCCGUGAAAUUAUCUUUUAGGAGAGGAAAGGUUGUUGACAUUCAGUCUGAGAAUAAUGGUCCAAGGAGGCUCAAGUUUAGGCGAGGAAGAGUACUGGGGGAGAACCAAAAUGUUAAGGGUGAAGGCCAUAGAACUUUUAGGAGGAGAGGAGUUGCUGGUGACAUGAAUGACCAUAAACAUGAUGGGGAAAAGGUCGUUUUGAGACACCAGGAUGUGCAGGGGAAGAAAGAUGAAAAGGGUUUGUUUAAUAACGUCAUUGAAGAAACUGCUAGUAAACUUGUUGAAACCCGAAAAAGUAAGGUUAAGGCCUUGGUUGGUGCAUUUGAAACUGUGAUCUCCCUCCAAGACACCAAACCUUCAGCAAACACUAUCACUUGAGUUGGGAUGAACUUUUAUGUUAACAAUUGGUUUUUCGGGGAACGGUAGGAGAAUAAACCUAAGCUUCUGAGAGGUAACACAAUGCUUAUGGAGUUGCGGAAAUGUAAAAGUAGAUUUGACCAUUUUGACUUUAAAAAUCCUAGAUCUUGAUUUCAAUGGUUGAUCCCGAGUGUGCCGAUCUUGACAUGCUUCACAGACAGUGUGUAAAGGGUAUGCUUCUUUUUGUUUUUGGAAAUUAUGAUAUGAUCGAUUGUAUCAUGUGAAUAAAACAAUGUACUCAGGAGUUUUUGUACUUUCAGAGGUAAAGAGAGAGCUUUAUAACAGUGUGCAUUGUAGGUUAUUUCUGUCUUUCAAGCAUGGAUACCUAAUUUGUUCGCACGAGACCAACCGCUGAAUGAAAGUUUCUAAGUAGACAUCUUUUUGGUUACGCACUGCCUUGAAUACCUUCCCCUGUGGCUUUUGUCAUUAGGCCUUCUUUAGUGUUGUUGACUCCUCAUUUUGCUUGAUGUUAAACCAGGAAAAAAUAUCCCCUUAGUGCACAGUUGUUUUUAUCAACAUGUCUUAAUUGCAUGAGGCAGAAUAAAGACAAUAUU
Durio zibethinus is the source of this 2967-nucleotide messenger RNA. RefSeq lists its product as uncharacterized. Gene Ontology annotation, molecular function: calmodulin binding. The record is from RefSeq and is a predicted model, not a curated record. NCBI's taxonomy places the organism in Eukaryota, Viridiplantae, Streptophyta, Magnoliopsida, Malvales, Malvaceae.